GUCUUCAUCCUCCAGGCCCUCCUUUAGCAAGACCUAUUCUUCCUCGAGAAAGAGGGGUUGUGGAUAGAGUUAUUGAACAUUUGGUUGGUGAUGGUCCUCAAAACAGGUAUGCCCUUAUAUGCCAGCAAUGUUUUUCUCACAAUGGUAUGGCUUUGAAGGAGGAGUUUGAAUACAUAGCAUUUAGGUGUGCCUACUGCUUUUUCCUGAAUCCUGCAAGGAAAACUAAACCUCAGGCUCCACGACUUCCAGACUUCAGUUUUGAAAAAAAGCAAUCUACAGAAUUGCGAUCUGAAACUGAGCCUCUAGAACCUGGAGAGAAAAAGCCCCAGGAGACUCAACAGACAGAAGAAUCUGAGAAAGACACGGCCCAGAUCGUUGGGACAAAUGAGACAGAUGGUAAAGCACCAAGUCCUGAGAAGCUAAAUGAUAAGCUAGCUGAAGAAGUUGAAAAAGAAGAAGCAGAAAACGUUUCAACAAGUGAAGACGCUAUUUCAGAGUCUAUUUCAGUUGAACAAAGUGAAGAAUCUUUAAUGAAAGCAGAUUAAAGUACUUCAAGUGCCUUCUGUAGCUAGUUUUUAGCUUUGUUCAUGCCUGUUGUUACUAUUCAGGUGAGCUUUUUUUAAUGGUACAACUUAAAAAUCUCACUUGAGCUUAAAAUGCCUCAACUGCCACAUUAUGUCAAAGCUAUGUGUAAAAAUGGGUGUUGUAAAUUAAGCAUGUGUCUUUAAGUUAACACAGAAUGUAUAGGUUAACAGAAUGUAUAGGUGGUUCAAGUCUAACAGUUGUAGCUGUCGUUCAGUUUGCAUAUUUAGAAACUUAAAAAUAUAAGCUUUGCUAAGGGUGACCUAUAAUUUUACAUCUCUUUAGCUGUCACACAUAAAGAAAAAUUACUGGCAGCAACUGACCUAGCAAGUUUGGUCUAGUGAACUUAAGGUACUUUUUAAUGCUUCCCUGUUAAAUGAAUUGAGUACACUUUGAAUACACAGAUGUUUACAAGCUAAAGUAUCAUCCGACGUUUGACUUAGGCUUAUGGAAGUGUCAUUACAGUGGUGUUAAUGUUAUUCAUUGUCUAACUUUUUGAGAGAAUUCAGUUAAAUGGCACUCAGAUAAAUGGCAUCUGCUUUGGUAUUUGCAUUGCAGAUGAACCAGAGGCACAUACAUACAAAACUGUUUUGUGUUUACAUAAAAUAUAGAAAGUCUCUGCACUCGAUUGUACUUGAAUACAAAGCACUAUUUAUA
This is a messenger RNA of Antrostomus carolinensis (chuck-will's-widow), 1239 nucleotides long. RefSeq names its product endoplasmic reticulum junction formation protein lunapark-like. The transcript is spliced from 4 exons. The record is from RefSeq and is a predicted model, not a curated record. Gene Ontology annotation, biological process: endoplasmic reticulum tubular network organization. The annotation marks the transcript as partial. Gene Ontology annotation, cellular component: endoplasmic reticulum tubular network. Lineage: Eukaryota; Metazoa; Chordata; Aves; Caprimulgiformes; Caprimulgidae.